Paramecium pentaurelia is the source of this 300-nucleotide messenger RNA. Lineage: Eukaryota; Ciliophora; Oligohymenophorea; Peniculida; Parameciidae. The record is from the annotation of a GenBank genome assembly.
AUGAAUAAUAAUCUGGGUAUUUUGAAUAACAGAUUUCACAAGAAAGCUAUAUAAAGUCGAAAGAGACAAACUUCAGCAGAUACCAAUACUAUCCAUUAAAUGUAAGGAGGAAAGAAAAAAAAUGAAUACUAUGAAAGAUGGCUAACUAAUUAAAAGAAUCCAUAAUUAAGAUCAGAUUCUGAAUCAAAUCUUGAUAAUCUAACACCCUUAACUCCAAAAGCUUAAAUUCCAAUUAAACUAGAGCCUAAAUUAAUAAGAGAUGUCAUACAGAAAUUCUAUUCAGAUGAAAAUGGUCUUUGA